AUGAAGCGCAGAAUCACUUUUGUCCAGCGCAUCGAUGCUGGGUUUAAUCCCCAGCAAGUCACUCUUACCCCGUCAUCCCUCUCCGUGCGCGGCCUGGAUGCCGCGCGGGAGGACCGCAUCACCGUGGAGCUUGACCAGCUCCCGGAACAGUUGCGCGCUGUCCUCGAACAAUCCAGUGGGCUUCACCUCCGCUGGGCCUCCGAACGACCUUAUGACGCUCUUGCACCUUUCACCAGCCGAGUCUCCCCAGGACUGCAUGUGCAUUAUACCCCUUUGAAAGCGGAAGAUUCAUCGGAGGAGCUGUGUACGCUGCUCCGCACGGUGGUUGGACCCGACGAGGAUGCUCAGUAUAAGGAUUGCACGAAACCGGAGGAAUCAUUCAUCUCACCCCCACCCUCCACGAGAUUCGGCUCGCUACAAUAUCACACCCACCUUCCUACUGUGGACAACCUCGUCAAAUAUAUCCAGGAUAAUGUCUGCAUAACAGGAAGCACCGAGUGCCACACUCACGCCAAUGCUCUUCUCAGCGCAGACUCCGUUGACAUCGAUUAUGACAGCAUCUCUCAUGCCUUGACAGUGUCAGGGUUCUGGGCCAACCCUCCCCAAGGCGGCUGGAACGAUGAGAUCUCGAAGCCCUCUUCUGCCGCUGAUCAGAUUGAAUUCGGUCUCCUUGGUGCCGAACCAGGGCUUGAGCCAGAAGAGAUCAAGAUGGGUGGGCUGCUAGCUGUUGUUGGCGAGGACCAGAAACUCAAACCAACUAUGUUCUCCUUCCCUUCGCGCCAUCAACCCCUCAUCGAACCAUCCAGCUACACUGUCUCAUUCACCCCUCCAACGGGUCUGCACCCAGAAAUGUCAAUAACCAUACCUGGCUCAUCACUCAAACGACCACCAGCGCCCAGCGACGCAACCUGCGGACUCCACACAUAUCUCACCCUCCCAUCCACCGUAUUCGGAGACCAAUACCAGCUCAAAACAACAGACCCCCUCUUCCUCGAAUCCCACAACCUCGCAGCCCUCCACGCCCUAGCAGGCGAAACAGACCUCGAAGCCCCAGACUGGGUCGUCAACCACUGGGGCUCAACCUGGCUCCUGGAACUAGCAACCCCCAAAUCCCAAGAAACAGCUCCAUCAAACUGGACAGCCACUAUCCCCCUGCACCUGCGAUAUCUCCCACCCUCAGAAUCAGGAUACCGCACAGCACAUAUCCCCUGGCCCAUCGUUUUCUGGGCCUGUACCACCGAAGAUGAAUCAGAGGUAGGACCCAACCCAUUCGAUCGCACGAACCUCGGCUGGGACGGUCUGUUCAGUCCGCAGACGACCUUCUAUCAGCUUCAACCUGCGGGUGCUCGACUGGUUGAGGAUCUGGAUGUGCCGGUUCUGCGGCUUAGUGGAGAGGGGCUUUUCCAAGGCAAGUCUAUCGAGCUGGGCACUUGUGCGGUUAUCUCGCUUGGAUUCUUGUGGGUGCUCUGGAAGCUGUUGCGGGUUGCUUGGGUUUCUGGGGUUGGGUCGAAUGAUAAGGCUGGACGGGGUGUUCAUGAUAAGAAGGACUGA
This is a messenger RNA of Penicillium salamii, 1551 nucleotides long. The record is from the annotation of a GenBank genome assembly. NCBI's taxonomy places the organism in Eukaryota, Fungi, Ascomycota, Eurotiomycetes, Eurotiales, Aspergillaceae.